AGUUGACAAGCUGACUCAUUCAAGCGUCCAAGGUUUGYUGGUGAACCGAGUUCGUAAUUGUUUCCUUUAAGAAUAUGACUUCCACGGGGUCCAGUCUCGUCAUUAACGUAGAGCCAGAGAUUAUGAGCCGAGUACCAUGGAAGAAGCCGAAGAACAAAUUGUGUAAUAAUCGAAUGUUUGGUCGCCGUCUGAUAGUCUUGAUUCCUUCGCUUUGUGCUUUUAUCUUAUUCGUGUCAGCGAUCGCGUACUAUUCUACCAACAUUGAAUCUUGUGUACUUUAUAUCAAUGGGACUCGAAGUGCUACGCUCGGGGAAAAAACUAAAUGCACUUCAAUGCAACUUAAGUAUGAGAACCAACCUGGUCACGAAGUACGACUCGAAAAAAGGUUGCCGCAAUUCAUUGGCACGCUGUUGGUCGUCGUUUUUUUUGUGAUGAUUUUCAUACUCUUUGUCCCUUGGAAACUCGGUAACUACAUCACCUUUAAGCGUCGCAUUAACUGCUGUCUCCUGCCAGUUAGCCUCAAAGACGCGAUCAAYCGAUACAUGACUGGAUACAUCAGCGACGAGGAUCACUUCCAAAAAGUUGUGCAGUCUGGUCAAGCAAGUUUAGAAUCGAUCAUCCAGAAAUUGAAAAAAACCAUACCGGAAGUGACGUUUGAUGUAUUGAAGACUGGAAGUCUUGUGGAACGACUUGGAAAGCCAACCAUUCUGAAAACCUGCGACACCGAACAUCUUCCAAUAAAAUCAUUACUAAGUACUGACUUUGAUGUGAUGUUAACACCCCAAACAGUCCUGGCAGCAGCGACUGAAGAUCCUGAGACAAGUCAAGCUCAAACGCUCUUCGACGUCGUUACCUUGGAAAACAUCACACCUGGGUUCGUGUGGUUGAAGCUGAACCAAAAUUGCAAGGAAUCAAGUGACAAGUUUUGGAGGGAUCUUUGUGCUGAGUAUACUUUUCCUGGUGGUUCAAAAGGAUUAUAUCUUUCCUCUUUCGAGGUACGAAACGUAUUCGUUAAAGGGAUGAAACGAAUCAAGCGGAAAGUGACAGGAUAUUGUGAUUGCUAUAAAAAGAUCGCAGCAAAAGGCAUCGCCUUUCAUGUCAAAGCUCAGGGCCCGGCCGUUACUGUAAAAGUAGAGCGUAGACAGGGUAUUUACGUGCCACAAAAGUYUAUGAGCCUUCGUCCAACUUUAUUCUAUGGUGAUUUUAUCUUCGCGAUAAAAUGCAUUGGAUGGCCACAGGAAGCCAGUGAAUGGCCUUUACGCCAGCGACUAUGGCCGCCACAAGCGGUGGUUGACGAAAUCAUGACGUAUGGAUAUCACGUGGUUCCAAAGCCCACAAACCCGACCCUAGACACUGUGAAAAGGGAGAAAAAGAAGAAAAAGAAGAAAAAAAACCAGCAGAAUGAGAAUCAACCCCUUCUAGAAUAUGAAUGGAGGUUGUCUUACUCUAUGGCCGAGCUUUCAUUGGCAAAGCACAUUCCUCCUGUUGCGCGCGCAUGCUUUUUGGCGUUAAAGGCGACAAUAAAACAACAUCAGACACCUGAUGCUGGCGGACUAAGCUCGUAUCACCUCAAGACUACUCUAUUUUGGGCUUUAGAGUUAAACCCCCCUGACUUCUGGUGCGAGGAACAAAUUGAGGAAUGCUUCAUGAAGCUUGUUGAUACCCUGUUGGACUACGUGAAAAAUAAACACUGUAGUCACUAUUUUAUGAAGCAUCUAAACCUGAUGUCGCUUGAUGAAAGUCAGCUUGAAGAGACCGAGAAUCUGCUGUCCGAGAUCAAGGAAAACCCUGGGAGUUACGUCUCAAGUGAGGACCUCCAAUGUCGGGGGAACCUGGCUGCCUGCUAUGAGUGCCUGUGUUUUGGACAUGGUGAAAAUGUCUACAUAGAUGUAUACUAGACUGCUUGGGACGAUCCAGUAAUUUUAAGAGGGAGUGGGGUGAGGGGAUUAGGAUACCUUAUGCAUUUACCACAGGAAACCCAUAAUAGGCGAGAAAAUGGUGGAAAUGACAGAUAAAACUAAAUUUGAAAGCUUCAAGUAAAUAUAACUA
Molecule: messenger RNA, 2049 nt
Organism: Actinia tenebrosa (Australian red waratah sea anemone)
Lineage: Eukaryota; Metazoa; Cnidaria; Anthozoa; Actiniaria; Actiniidae
Product: nucleotidyltransferase MB21D2
Source: RefSeq, a predicted model, not a curated record